AUGUUUGCAUUAAAUGAAACACCAUCAAUGACGAUCCGCACAUUUGUUGUGCCAUCCUCGACAGUGGCUUCCGGCCUAAGCUCGUCAAAACUGAUGCUUCCGUUGCUCCAAUGGUUAAUUGCUAACACCAGUAUAUGUAUGGUUGCGAAAGAAAACACAAGGGAACAUUGUGUAACGAUAUAA
Clunio marinus is the source of this 183-nucleotide messenger RNA. The record is from the annotation of a GenBank genome assembly. NCBI's taxonomy places the organism in Eukaryota, Metazoa, Arthropoda, Insecta, Diptera, Chironomidae.